This is a messenger RNA of Lampris incognitus (smalleye Pacific opah), 3059 nucleotides long. RefSeq names its product stanniocalcin 1 (gene stc1). Gene Ontology annotation, cellular component: extracellular region. NCBI's taxonomy places the organism in Eukaryota, Metazoa, Chordata, Actinopteri, Lampriformes, Lampridae. The transcript is spliced from 4 exons. The coding region runs from base 252 to 1022 and encodes 256 amino acids. Gene Ontology annotation, biological process: intracellular calcium ion homeostasis. Gene Ontology annotation, molecular function: hormone activity. The record is from RefSeq and is a predicted model, not a curated record.
GAUUGCGUCGAGUCCGCUGUAGAGGAGCAGCCGCGCUAGGUAGAGGAUAGCCCGCCCGUGAGAGCUCGCCAUUUCCUCCCGCCCGCGGCUCGGCACAGAGAGCCCCCUUUUUUUUUUUUUUGGGGAGCCCGCGUCCCGACUCUUCCCUCCUCCUCCUCUUCCUCCCUCCGCCGCCCUCCUCCGCCGCCGCCGCCAGUUACCCGGGAUCCGUCUCUCCGCGUCCAGUUGCAGGGUCCGUGCUGAGGGGGACGAUGCCUUUGCGGAGCGGACUUUUUCUGUUGAUGGUGCUGAGCGCAUCCGCAUACGAACUGGAUCAGAACGAGUCCUACUCGCCCAGGAGAGCACGCGUCUCCGCCAAUAGCCCUUCAGAUGUGGCACGCUGUCUCAACAGUGCCCUCCAAGUAGGCUGUGGAGCCUUCGCCUGCCUGGAGAAUUCAACUUGUGACACAGAUGGCAUGCAUGACAUCUGCAAGUCCUUUCUUUACAGUGCUGCUAAAUUUGACACUCAGGGUAAAGCAUUUGUGAAGGAGAGCCUUAAGUGCAUUGCCAAUGGCAUCACCUCAAAGGUAUUCCCCACCAUUCGCCGCUGCUCCACCUUCCAAAGAAUGAUAUCUGACGUCCAGGAGGAAUGCUAUAGCAAGUUGGAUAUCUGCACUGUUGCCCGAUCGAAUCCAGAUGCCAUCGGUGAAGUGGCCCAGUUACCAAGUCACUUCCCUAAUAGGUUCUACGGUAAGCUGCUACAGAGCCUGAUGGACUGUGAUGAGGACACGGUGGACCGUGUUCGGACCAGCAUGGUGUCACGGCUCGGCCCGGAGAUGACCAUGCUUAUUCAGCUGCUGCAGAGCAAGCCCUGCCCAUCCACUGCUGUGGCUGCAGCUGCUGCCGUUCCAACUGGAGUCGAGGACCGUGGGAGCUGGCGUUGGUCCAUGGGUCCCCACAUGUACAAGAUUCCACCUAAUCUACGAAACAGAGACUCUGCCAGUCAUUUUGGCAAGAAGCGGUCUGCCAGCGACAGCUCCUAACUCCCACUCAGAUUCAGAAACUCCACACACUCCUCAGAAUCAUGAAAAAAAAAAAGCAAGCUCCUCUGUUCCCUAGGGGUGACAAAAUCCAUUCCUCCGCUAGACUGGAAGUUACAGAAACCUCUAGGGAAUGCCCAUACAGUUCCCAGUUGAUAUGAGAGUUUGAUUGUUGUCAUAGUAUAUAUCUUACACUUUAGGCUUGUGAGGACCCCCCCCCGCCCUUCCAUCGAUUAUUUUCCAACUUAAUCACUCAGUUAGUGUUGAACAUGUGGCUGUUGCAUCCGUGCAGCAUUAUCCUGUUCACUCCUCUUCACCUCCUACAACAGAGAAGAAUCCUUAAGAGGUCUUCUGAUGUCAAGCACAAAACAGCCAUAGUGGUUCACGCCUCUAGAGCACAAAUGGUCCAUACUUAAAAAAAAAAGACAAAAUCGUGAUAUAAUAAUGCAGACAUUUGCUUGUUAUUAGAAUUGAACGGUUGGAUUGUUAGUUCAUCGAUAGGAAUGGCAAAUUAUUGUUAGAUGUAGCUUAUAUUUGAAUGAUGAGACCAAUCAAAAUGUGAGCAUGUGCUGUGGAAAUGAGUUUCAUAUCAAUUUUCUGACACUCACAUAAUACUUUAAUGUACUGUAUACUAAGUUAUCUAAGACAGCCAUAGCCAGCCCUCUGAAAGAGUGCUCAUAAGGAGAGAGAUCCAUAGGGGUUUCACGGUAACGUCGAAGACAUUACCUAAAACUGACCAAAUAACUUCAAACUGCCCUGAAUACUAUUUAUGAAAUACCAAAAUAGUAUAGAGCUAUAGCACUUGUACUUGUUUUUUUUCUGGUGGAAAACGAGGCCAUGAUUCUUAACUGAAAUGCAUUUCUAAUCAUCAUAUCAGGACAUGGCCAAAUUUUCCUAUCAGAGAAAUCCACUUUGCAUAUCCUGUCUCCAGAAACUCUUAAUGCAUAAGACUGUUGAGCUCUAUAGCACACAUGGGACUGUGUUGGGUAGAAUCUGUAUCCACGCUCUUAGCCGAGUGUGAGGCAGUUGUGUAUGUGUUUGAUUAGCAGGUUCACCCCUGAGACUGAGAGCAGCCAUCUUCAUGGACUGAUGAUGAUCAUUCUCGGAGGUGAACGGGAUUACGUAGAGGAUUUCUGUCAUACACACUGGCUUCCAGUGUCGAGAAUGAGAAUGACUAUUUAAAAAAAAAAAUCCUUGUUGGAAUGAUAUUGAUAUUUAUUUUCCUACUAUAUUAUUUAAAUUUUUUUUAUUUUAUGGCAUUAUUGUAGUUUUAGUUGGUUUACAGAUAGACAUUUUAAAAUGCAGUUUGGUCAUGGCUCCUGUUUAAACACGACCGCUAUAUCAAAUAGGUGAGCUGGCACUCUGGUGACUGAGAAGGACCCAUGUCAUGACUCUGUGCUGGCCAUAGGGGAACAAGUCUGUCAUUUAAAUCAGGUGAUUUAGGUUAUGGGUGUUGUGAGUGAUCACAUCCAAAACACUACCGUUUCGACACAUGUGUUGGUGCAAAGUCACAAUUGCAGCCGUUAGAUAUACCUGUUGUGUGCUUGGGGGUUUGUGUACAUUACGCAACAUACAAAACUGAUGAUGUGCAAGGUAUAAUCAGAAUAAAGGAAACGCCAACAUAAUGUAACGCCGCUGUACAGGGUUCUGGUGGUUCUUGGGCAGUUUGCGGUGCUUUUCCCUGGCAUUGAAUGGAACCGGCUGUUGUUCAGAAUGGCUCGGCAAACUUAACUGACAAUACCAAUGAUAACCUAAAUCCGAUACAUCUGUUUAACAGGUUUUAGUUUUGAUUUUGUUUGGCGGUAUACACAAAGAGGGCAAGAGAAAAGAAGGUGGAAAAUGAUGGGGGAGAAUGGAUGAGUCGCAACACACAAGUACGUGUUAUGUGCUUUUUACCUGUCGUGCCCAAAGGCCCCUCGACAUAGUUGUGUUUUUUAAUGGGAGCCUCGUCUUCCAGGACGGCAGUGCUCCUACCGGGCAGAGAUAAGUGUUCGCCCACUGGGUUGAAAGGCAUAACAGCCUCUCUCGCCAUCACUGCAA